This is a messenger RNA of Zalophus californianus (California sea lion), 4929 nucleotides long. It is a transcript of the gene PIP5K1C, whose product is annotated as phosphatidylinositol-4-phosphate 5-kinase type 1 gamma. Gene Ontology annotation, biological process: phosphatidylinositol metabolic process. The record is from RefSeq and is a predicted model, not a curated record. The transcript is spliced from 19 exons. NCBI's taxonomy places the organism in Eukaryota, Metazoa, Chordata, Mammalia, Carnivora, Otariidae. Bases 89 to 2152 code for a protein of 687 amino acids. Gene Ontology annotation, molecular function: phosphatidylinositol kinase activity.
CCGGCGGCGGUUGUUGUUCGGCGGCGGCGGCCGCAGCUCGGGUGCAGCCUCCGGCCGCCCGCCCGCCAGCCGGUCCGCGCGCGCGGCCAUGGAGCUGGAGGUGCCGGACGAGGCGGAGAGCGCCGAGGCGGGGGCCGUGACCUCGGAGGCGGCCUGGGCCGCGGAGAGCGGGGCGGCGGCAGGCUUGGCCCAGAAGAAGAUGGUCCCGACGGAGGCCCCGUUGAUGACUGGACAACCGGGUCCUGGCCACGGGAAGAAGUUGGGUCAUCGGGGCGUGGACGCCUCUGGCGAAACCACCUACAAGAAGACCACCUCCUCCACCCUGAAGGGGGCCAUUCAGCUGGGCAUCGGCUACACUGUGGGCAAUCUGAGCUCCAAGCCAGAGCGUGACGUGCUCAUGCAAGACUUCUACGUCGUGGAGAGCAUCUUCUUCCCCAGCGAAGGCAGCAACCUCACCCCCGCCCACCACUUCCAGGACUUCAGGUUCAAGACCUACGCCCCCGUCGCCUUCCGCUACUUCCGGGAGCUCUUCGGGAUCCGACCGGAUGAUUACUUGUACUCGCUGUGCAACGAGCCACUGAUUGAGCUGUCCAACCCUGGCGCCAGCGGCUCCCUGUUCUACGUCACCAGUGACGACGAGUUCAUCAUCAAGACGGUGAUGCACAAGGAGGCCGAGUUCCUGCAGAAGCUGCUGCCCGGCUACUACAUGAACCUCAACCAGAACCCGAGGACGCUGCUGCCCAAGUUCUACGGGCUGUACUGCGUGCAGUCGGGCGGCAAGAACAUCCGCGUGGUGGUCAUGAACAACAUCCUGCCACGCGUCGUCAAGAUGCACCUCAAGUUCGACCUCAAGGGCUCUACGUACAAGCGGCGGGCCAGCAAGAAGGAGAAGGAGAAGAGCAUCCCCACCUACAAGGACCUGGACUUCAUCCAGGACAUGCCCGAGGGGCUUCUGCUCGACGCAGACACCUUCUCUGCGCUCGUCAAGACGCUGCAGCGGGACUGCCUGGUGCUGGAAAGCUUCAAGAUCAUGGACUACAGCCUGCUCCUGGGCGUGCACAACAUCGACCAGCAGGAGCGCGAGCGGCAGGCCGAGGGCGCCCAGAGCACCGCGGACGAGAAGCGGCCGCUAGGUCAGAAGGCGCUCUACUCCACGGCCAUGGAGUCCAUCCAGGGCGGGGCCGCACGUGGGGAGGCCAUCGAGUCGGACGACACGAUGGGCGGGAUUCCUGCCGUGAAUGGCCGAGGGGAGCGUCUGCUGCUGCAUAUCGGCAUCAUUGAUAUUCUGCAGUCCUACAGGUUCAUCAAGAAGUUGGAACAUACUUGGAAGGCUCUCGUCCAUGACGGGGACACAGUCUCUGUCCACCGGCCCAGCUUCUACGCGGAGCGCUUCUUCAAGUUCAUGAGCAACACGGUCUUCCGGAAGAAUUCCUCCCUGAAAUCCUCGCCGUCCAAGAAGGGCCGUGGUGCCUUGCUGGCCGUCAAGCCCCUGGGGCCCACAGCUGCCUUCUCAGCCAGCCAGAUCCCCAGUGAGCGGGAGGACGCACAAUAUGACCUCCGGGGGGCCCGCAGCUACCCCACACUGGAGGAUGAAGGUCGGCCCGACCUCCUGCCCUGCACGCCGCCAUCUUUUGAGGAGGCCACCACCGCCUCCAUCGCUACUACCCUGUCCUCCACGUCUCUCUCCAUCCCGGAGCGAUCGCCCUCGGAGACGUCCGAGCAGCCGCGGUACCGGCGGCGCACACAGUCUUCGGGACAGGAUGGCCGGCCCCAGGAGGAGACGCAUGCGGAGGAGGACCUGCAGCAGAUCACGGUGCAGGUGGAGCCCGCGUGCAGCGUAGAGAUCGUGGUCCCCAAGGAGGAGGACGCGGGGGUGGAGGCUUGCCCAGCUGCUGCCGCUGCUGAAGCAGAAACCACCAGCCAGGCCUCGGAGCCCGCCAGCCAGGCCUCGGAUGAGGAGGACACACCUGCCACGGACAUCUACUUUUUCACCGAUGGGAGGUACUGGAUUUACUCUCCCCGGCAUCGCCGACUGCGGGCCGUGACGCUGAGCUCCUCAGGGACUCCCACCGAUGAGAGGAGCUGGGUGUACUCCCCGCUUCACUAUAGCGCGCACGCCCACCCAGCCUCCGACGGCGAGAGCGACACAUAAUUUCUAUGCACUCACCGCCCUGGAGCCGAGCGCCCGCCGCCGCCGCCGCCCUGGCCGCUUCGCGGAGGCACUGCCCGCCCGCCGGACCCGCCUCCGCCGCCGGCCGCCGCCGCUCCUGUCAACUACCUAUGACUGUGAACCUCCCUGAGUGUCCGAUCACGUAUUUAUUUUGGGUCUUUACUCUUUGCACAAAGACGGCAGCACAGGUGUGCUUUUUUAGAAAAAGAUUAAAAAAAAAAAAAAAACGUGUGGGAAAAAGGAAGAAAGUCCACUCCACUGCACUUUGUAGUUCUUUGCUGUGCUUGCAUGUGUCUCCCUGAGGGAAUAAGGCCUGUUGGCUCCGGGGAUCUGUGCCCGGAGCUGAGAUCCACACUCCGAGGUUCUCCUGCUCUCCACUUGGAUGGGGUGCCCCCGCGCCCGCAGGCACUCUGGGCUCAGGCACUGGACAUCCGCCCUUGGAGGUGGCUGACCAGUGGUCUGGGGGCGGCUCUCCACCCCCCCCUCCAUGUUUCCACCACCUCACCUGCCAGGUGACUCGGGAGCAGGAAUGGCUAGGAGGCCACCCCUCUCCAUGGAGCUCAGGACUGUGGGCCUCUCUGUCCUCCCCAUGCGGCCUGCUCGGUAUCUCGCAGAGAGGGCCUAAGGCCUACGUGAAGGGAGCCGCGCUGGGCCCUCAGGCCGUGGGACUUCCAGAGAGCGGGUCCUGGAGCAGGGGCCCUCUCAUGGUCAAGUUGCUCUGCUGUCCAGUAAGAGAUCCUCCUCCAGGACCGGGAAGGGCUUUCUUUUUCUUUUGAGGUGGUGACGUGUAAACAACUUAAAGGAUAGGAGACAAAGUUCUUCGUGAAAAACACAAUAAACUUUGGGGGGUUUGUCAUCUUCAGGAGCAGCUCCCCCCGGGCUCAGAGACCCCACUGGAUCCAGAGGGGACUAUGGGAGCCGCUGGCAUGGUGGGGUCUGUCCUGCCCCCACAGAAAUGCCCUCCCACCUCUUGAGAGGUGGAACAGUGGGGAUGGUUUUCCCCAGCCCGCUCUGCCCCCCGCCCCCCGCCCCCUGCUCCCCACUGGCUUGCUUGCUUGGGAGGAGCUAGGAGCUGGCUUGGAGCAGAAGCUACACCUGGAAGAAUUUCUCCCAGCCCUUGCCUUCCUGGCGGAGAACCCACUGAUCCAGGAGUUUGAUUUUCUGAGUCCCUUGUCUGGGUCCCUCACCUGCUGUCAUCUCCCCUCGCACGGCUCGCUUUGUGCGCCUGGAGGGAGCCUGUUGGACUGGCUGCCUUCUGUCCAGGACGGCCAGGGACGCGCCAGCAUGCAGCCUGGGGAAGGCAGCCCUGAGAGGAUCCAUCAGAACAAGCCUGUGGGUGUCCCAGAUCAGAAGCAAAAUGAUGCCCUCUCCUUGUUGCCCUAGGGGGCUUUGUCCAGACGGCAGGAGGUGUCCUCACCUGGAUUUCAGAUGGGCAUCUGUCUGCAGGUGCCCUGGCUGCAUGCCAUGGGUUGCCAGUCCGUCCCUACCCCUUCCUGCCGAGGAGGUGAGCAAGCAGAGGCCUGGAGGUACAUCUCGGGCCUUGAAGACUAACAGGGACGACUGUGUCACCCAAAAGCCGGCAUUGGAGUCCCUGCCCAGGCCCCAAAGGCCGGAUGUUCAGGCACGUUGUGAGUUCUGUGGGGAUGACCAGAGCAGCACGCACAGUCCUGGAGCAGUGUGCCCCGUGUCCAGGGCAUCCUCAGCCACUUGGAGCUUUAGGAGCAAGGAGGGGAGCUCUGCUGGUCCCCUCGGGCUUUCCUGAGUGAAUCAUGGAACAAAGGCAUCGCUUGGAUGCUGACUUGCAAGAGAAAUUUGCAAGCCUCCUGGAUAUCAUGAUGUUUCUAUUUUUGUGUUAGGUCGCUGAGACCUCUUUGGAGACCUGUUUUGUGGUGUUUGCAUUCUUUGUCCCUUCAGAGAACUGUCACGUGGAUGCUAACGUGGUCUGCAGACUGUGCCGAUGGGAGUUGUUUGCUUAUUAUUUGGGGGGCCAGGGGCGGGAAGGCAAGACUUUAUUUAUAAUGUGUAGCAAAUUCGUGGCCUUUCCCAGGCUCCCCCACCCCCAGAGGAAGGCCCUGGACCCACCCAGCUGUCGCCGACCCCCGGCAUAGAAAUCGAAAUUCCUUCGUGGCGACACCUUGUCUCCCUUGUGGCUCAUCUCUGAUGGCUGUGGCCGCUGAGAGCCGAGAGCCUGGGCACUGUCCGGUUGGCUGAGCUGUGAAAACGAAAGACAUUUCCCGAGACUGACAAGGUGCAGCUUCCCGAGAGCCCCUGCUAGCCUCCCUCCUCCAACCUCCCCGCACCCCUCCCUCCACCACUUGGCUCAGUGCAAUACUCCCCUUCUGGUGGGGUCCCUUGCCAUGGUACUGUCGCUGCAGCCCCUCGGUCCGUACCGUGGGCCAGCGCCUUCCACCGCCUCUUCUCUGGUGGCUCAGUUGCAUCGCCUGUCCCCCACACCCCACCCCCAUGUCGUUUUUAUGGUCGAAUUGAUUUCAAAACAAUGAAACUGCAAACCUUGUGUGUCUUAAUUCUCUCGGGGGGUUCCAUGUGCUCAGCCCCCAUGGUCUGGUGUGUGACAAUCCAGAGCGCGGCCUCAUUGGGCACAGAAUGCCGUCUCUCUCAAACCCAGAGCCGUGGGCACCUCUGUAACUGUGCAGACCUGCUGGCCCCGAGUAACAUAUGCAGCCUCGGACCCCCCUUCCCGCCACCCCUCCUUCUUUUUAUGUUGAAGGGUUCUCUCUAAUAAAAUCGGGUAAUAAGCA